UCCGCCUCCCCUGUAUGACUUGAAACGGCUCCCGAGAAAAAUCGCAACUCCACGCACAGGAACAAGGACCAAAGAAGGGGAAAGAGGACUCUUUCGCUUCCCUCGCAUUGUCCACCUUCGAGUAGCGCGACUGGAAAUAAAAAAAAAAGCUGCAAUGGGGCGCCCCCCUGCGUACCUGUUCGUUGUAAGGCAUGGUUACCGGCUCGACGCUGCCGACAAGCAAUGGCAUCUCACCUCCCCGACCCCAUACGAUCCCCCCCUUACAUACAGCGGCUGGCAGCAGGCGAAGAGCUUGGGUGCCCGAAUAGCUUCCAUCAUACGGGAAAGGAUCCAGGAAGAAGAGCAUAGCGCGAGCCAAAGCACAGAUGCAUCUGAUCAGACUGGGAGGCGGAAACGGAAAAGAUACGAAGUCGUCCUGCACAGCUCGCCGUUCCUCCGGUGCAUCCAGACCUCAAUUGCCAUCAGCGCCGGCCUCGCCCAGGAUUCGAGCCCCUUCGAGACCCGGAAAGCCCACGCUGCGUCCUCCGAUCCUGCCCCCUCGGCGGCAAGCGAGUCCAGGCCAACCGUUACGACGGAUUUCCGAGAUACGAAUGCGCCCGGUCCCGCUGCUGCCACUAACAAGAUCCGCAAGUCCGUUCUCCGGUUGGAUGCCUUCCUCGGGGAAUGGCUCUCGCCAAGCUACUUCGAGUUUAUCACCCCGCCGCCCGAGUCGGUCAUGAUGUUGGCCAGCGCCAAGGCCGACCUCCUUCGCCGCGAAGACUACACCCACCGCCUCACACACUCACACUCUGUAUCGCACACCCACUCCGGCUCCCAGGGCCAGCUCUGGAGCCCGGCAUCUAGGGACCGUUUCGGCUCUUCGACCAACGGGGACCAGUCCAAUGGCUCCGGCUCCGGCACAGGCACAGACCUGGCAUCCCCCCUUUCACCCGGCGGGAAUACCAACGGUCGGAGCAAUGAACACGCGCAACAAGGAAGGGGUGGUUACGUGUCCCCCGUCCCCCAUUACGCGAUCAGCAACAACCACACGAUCCCCAUGGGCUACGUCUCCCAUGCUCGGGACGCUUGUGCCAUCGUUGACUAUCAGUGGCACUCCACACGAGGCGCCCUGGAUUGGGGAGACGGCGGGACCUUCCCCGAGGAGUGGGCCGCCAUGCACAAGCGAUUCCGCGCUGGUCUGCAGAGCCUGGUCGACUGGUACUCGACAACGGAGAAGCCCACCCGGCCGGUCACCCGGAGUGCAAUGUCCGCGCACGCCGACGACAACUCGCCAGAGAGCGAAGAGGACGUCGAAACGGAAGCUAUAGUCAUCCUCGUCUCCCACGGGGCUGGGUGCAACGCCCUGAUUGGAGCCAUCACCCAUCAGCCCGUCCUGAUGGACGUCGGCAUGGCGUCCCUUACGAUGGCCGUGCGUAAACCCGACGCGGAGACGACAAGCUUCUCGGGGGAGACCAAAAACACGCCGCCCGUCCACCAGCUUUAUGACCUCCAGCUGUUCGCGAAUACCGACCAUCUGCGAUCACCCGCCGGAACCCCGACGAGCGUGCGGUCUCCUGCAAUGGCGGGCGCGACGAACGGCAUCCGGGGACGCCAUUCGUCAUUUUCCACCUCGGUCAACGGGUUUUCGUGGAAUGACGGCGGCGGCGGUGGCAGCAGCAGCAGCAGCAACAGCAGCAGCAGCCGGAGCCCCUCCACCAACAACUCCUGGAACGGAUUUCGCAAGAGCUCCCCGAACGACUCGAGCGUCCCGCGGCUCAACUUUGCCGUCAGCACCGGCGGUAUCACGGUCGGCAGCGGCGUGACGUCCUUUGCGCCGACGCGGACGUCGACCUUGGGGCGCACGGGCAGUGGUAGUCGCAGCGGCCUCUGGUCGCCCAUGGCGGACGACGAGGAAGACGACGACAUCCCGGUCCUGAACUUUGGCACCUACGGGAAGACGGCAGCCGACUCCACCGCUUCGGCAUCACCCGCCCCUGCGCCCGAGCUGAGCUCCGUGAAAACAAGCAACGGACGGGCGGAUCCCGGACCGUCAACGGACGGAAAACCUGGCGGGCCUGGCGCGGGUGGCUCACCGAAGCCGGCACCCGAGCAGUUCAGCAGUGGGACGAGCGGGCUCUGGGGCUCACCCCAGCCGCCCGACGAUGCGGACCGCUUCCGUGACCUCAGCGGCCUCAAACGGCGGUGGACGGUUACUGAGCGGAGUUAAAUAAAAGGGCAUCCAAGUCGUGAUAUCGGCCAUGCCUCUCGUCGAUCUAGGUGGUUGUCUUUCUCCUUUUGUCCUUUUUCUUUUCUUUUCUUCCUUUUUUCCCCCCUUUAUUAUCCACUGCCAAAAUAAAAUCAUGGUGGUCUAAUGCAUAUGUGGCAAACUUGGCUUGGG
Molecule: messenger RNA, 2377 nt
Organism: Thermothelomyces thermophilus ATCC 42464
Lineage: Eukaryota; Fungi; Ascomycota; Sordariomycetes; Sordariales; Chaetomiaceae
Exons: 2
Coding region: 155-2206 (683 amino acids)
Source: RefSeq, a predicted model, not a curated record